AUGGCGUACGCAAAUGGGGAUCCGAUGUUGGCGCAGAUGGAGCAGGACGAUGGAAUGGAGUAUGAGGGCGACUCCAUGAUCACGGCCGAGGACUGCUGGACUGUCAUCCACUCCUUCUUCGAUGCCAAAGGUCUGGUGUCGCAACAGAUCGACUCUUACGAUGAGUUCGCCAGCACGACCAUGCAAGAGAUUGUAGAUGAGACACCCUCCAUUGUCAUAGAUGCAAACAUACCGCCAGAAGACGAGGAUAGUGGAAUGCCGAUCGUGAAGCGACGAUACAUCCUAGAACUAGGCGAGUUGACCAUCAGUCAGGCCGCCAUGACUGAAGGCGACGGCAGCACGCGAGCACUAUACCCACACGAGGCGCGAUUACGGAAUUUGACCUACUCUUCGCCUAUUUUCUUGCAGCUCACGAGAAGGGUGCAGAUCGCACGUGACAGAGCAGUGGGUGGAUACCAGGAUGGCAAUGUCUGGAUCCCUCCACCGGAUUGGGACGGACAGACGACUGAGACUGUCUGGGAAGAUGACCCUCACAACCCUGUCGAGCCCAAAGUCCAGACUUUCAUCGGAAAGCUCCCAAUCAUGCUGAAGUCGAAGAUUUGUGCGCUGCGGAAUCGUAGUGAACAGGAGCUUUACGCCCAUCAAGAGUGCCCUUUCGAUCAGGGUGGAUACUUCAUCAUCAACGGCAGCGAGAAAGUCUUGAUCGCACAAGAGCGAAGUGCGGCGAACAUUGUGCAAGUGUUCAAGAAGAAGGGAUCCAACACGCCGGUUGUGGCAGAGCUUCGAAGCGCCAUCGAGAAGGGCACUCGCCUGAUCAGCUCGAUGCAGCUCAAGCUUUACAAAGAGUCGCAGAACGCAGCCACCCACGGCAGGACGAUCAAAGUGUCGGUGCCUUACAUCAAAUCAGACAUCCCCAUCGCCAUCGUCUUCCGUGCACUGGGUAUCGUUUCUGACGAGGACAUUCUCAAUCACAUCUGCGACAAGAGCGAUACGCAGAUGCUGGAGAUGCUCAAGCCCUGCUUGGAAGAAGCUUUCGUUAUUCAGGAUCGAGAUGGCGCCCUUGACCACAUCGGUCGGAGAGGUAACCAGCAGGGUACCAAGGAGCGCAGAAUACGGUAUGCACGAGAGAUCAUGCAAAAGGAGUUCUUGCCCCACAUCUCCCAAGAAGAGGGCAGCGAGACCAAGAAGGCCUUCUUCUUGGGUUAUAUGGUUAACAGACUGCUGCAAUGCUCUCUUGGCCGUGUAGAAGAGGAUGACCGUGACCAUUUCGGUAAGAAGCGACUCGAUCUCGCUGGACCGCUCAUGGCGCAGGUGUUCCGUUUGAAGUUUCAGCAGCUCGUCAAGGACAUGAAGCAGUAUCUGCACCGCUGUGUAGAGACGAACCGGGAGUUCAACAUUACUCUCGCCGUCAAGACCAACAUCAUUACUGCAGGCUUGCGGUACUGCUUGGCUACUGGGAAUUGGGGCGAUCAGAAGAAGGCAUCCUCGACCAAAGCAGGCGUCAGUCAAGUGUUGAACAGAUACACAUAUGCUUCGACACUCAGUCAUUUACGGAGGACAAACACUCCCAUCGGCCGUGACGGCAAGAUUGCAAAACCCAGACAGCUUCACAACACCCACUGGGGUCUUGUGUGUCCGGCUGAAACGCCAGAAGGACAGGCUUGUGGUUUGGUGAAGAAUUUGUCGCUCAUGUGCUACGUCACGGUCGGUACGCCUGCUACACCUCUCAUCGACUUCAUGCGAUCGCGUGGUCUGGACCUGCUCGAAGAGUACGAUCCUGUCAUGAACCCCAAAGCCACCAAGGUCUUCCUGAACGGUACUUGGGUUGGUGUCCACAAGAAUGCUGGCCAGCUGACAGACAUGCUUCGUGGACUGCGGAGAAAGGGCGUGCUCAGCUUCGAAGUCACAAUCAUUCGAGAUGUGCGAGAGCGCGAGAUCAGAGUCUUCACUGACGCUGGUCGUGUCUGUCGACCUCUCUUCGUCGUCGACAACAACCCGAACUCGCCAGACAACGGUAGCCUUGUCCUCAAACAGGAGCAUAUCUACAAGCUCCACCAGGACCAGGAAACUCUUGGUCAGCUGGAGGGUGUCAGCGAAGAAGAUCGCGAGAACGCCAUCUUUGGCUGGAAAGGUCUCGUCGAUGGCGGUGUCGUCGAGUACCUUGACGCCGAAGAAGAAGAGACCGCCAUGAUUAUCAUGACUCCUGAAGAUCUUGAAGAGCAUAGAAACAUGCGACAAGGAUACCCAUACGGCGAUGCGCAACCCGACCCACACAUGCGGAUCAAGCCCAAGCCGAACCAGUUCGUUCGUACAUGGACCCACUGCGAGAUUCACCCAGCUAUGAUUCUGGGUAUCUGCGCCAGUAUCAUUCCCUUCCCCGAUCACAACCAGAGUCCAAGAAACACGUAUCAAUCUGCUAUGGGUAAGCAAGCUAUGGGUGUGACGCUCACCAACUAUAACGUUCGCAUGGACACGAUGGCGAACGUACUGUACUACCCCCAGAAACCACUCGCUACGACUCGAAGCAUGGAGUUCUUGCGAUUCAGAGACCUGCCUGCUGGACAGAACGCCAUCGUUGCCAUUUCCUGUUACUCUGGCUACAACCAAGAAGAUUCGGUCAUCAUGAACCAGAGCAGUAUUGAUCGUGGUCUCUUCCGUUCGCUCUUCUACCGAGCGUACAUGGACCAAGAGAAGCGCAUUGGUAUGAACGUCGUCGAGCAGUUCGAGAAGCCCACGCGAUCAGACACUAUGCGGAUGAAGCAGGGUACCUACGACAAGCUUGACGAGGAUGGUAUCAUCAGUCCAGGAGCGCGUGUCUCUGGUGAGGACGUCAUCAUUGGCAAGACUGCACCGAUGCCGCCUGAUGCAGAGGAGCUGGGUCAGAGGACGAAGUUGCACAUCAAGCGGGAUGUCAGCACGCCGCUCCGAUCUACCGAGAACGGUGUCAUUGAUCAGGUCCUGCUUACCACCAAUACCGAGGGCCUGCGCUUCGUCAAGGUACGAACGAGAGUGACAAAGGUCCCCCAAAUCGGAGACAAGUUCGCUUCUCGUCAUGGACAAAAGGGUACGAUCGGUAUCACCUACCGUCAAGAAGACAUGCCCUUCACCGCCGAUGGCCUGACUCCUGAUAUCAUCAUCAACCCACACGCCAUUCCAUCCCGAAUGACGAUUGCUCACUUGAUCGAGUGUCUGCUGUCAAAGGUCGCCGCUUUGCAAGGCCAAGAAGGUGAUGCCACGCCCUUCACCGACGUCACCGUCACCUCCAUCUCCAGCAUUCUCGUCAGCCACGGAUUCCAGCAACGUGGAUUCGAAGUCAUGUACAACGGUCACACUGGAAAGAAGCUGAACGCUCAAGUCUUCCUUGGCCCCACAUACUACCAGCGUCUACGCCACAUGGUCGACGACAAGAUCCACGCACGUGCCCGGGGUCCUCUCCAGAUCUUGACUCGCCAGCCUGUCGAGGGUCGUGCUCGUGAUGGUGGUCUGCGAUUCGGAGAGAUGGAACGCGAUUGUAUGAUUGCACAUGGUGCGUCAGCAUUCUUGAAGGAGCGCUUGCUCGACGUGUCUGAUGCUUUCCGCGUCCACAUUUGCGAGAUUUGCGGUCUCAUGACGCCCAUCGCCAGCAUCAAGAAGCAGCAAUUCGAAUGCCGGCCGUGCAAGAAUAAGACUCGCAUCGCGCAAAUCAUCAUUCCUUACGCCGCCAAGUUGCUUUUCCAAGAGCUUGCGGCGAUGAACGUGGCUACGCGCAUGUUCACAACGAGGAGUGGAGUCAGCAUUCGAUAG
Molecule: messenger RNA, 3783 nt
Organism: Zasmidium cellare ATCC 36951
Lineage: Eukaryota; Fungi; Ascomycota; Dothideomycetes; Mycosphaerellales; Mycosphaerellaceae
Exons: 2
Coding region: 1-3783 (1260 amino acids)
Biological process (GO): DNA-templated transcription
Cellular component (GO): RNA polymerase II, core complex
Molecular function (GO): ribonucleoside binding; DNA binding; DNA-directed RNA polymerase activity
Source: RefSeq, a predicted model, not a curated record